AUGGUUGGGUGCGAGCGGAUAUGCAUGUUGGAUGAAUAUCAGGGAUACCAUCAGGUGUCGCUCGCCCGUGACGAUCAGGAGAAAGUAAGCUUCAUAACUGCGGACGACGCCUAUUGCUACAACGUGAUGCCGUUCGGUCUAAAGAACGCCGGGGCAACAUACCAGCGCCUCAUGAAUAAGGUGUUCUGGGAGCAGAUCGGGCACAACCUGGAGGUAUAUGUGGACGAUAUACUUAUUAAAUUACUCCAAGCGGCGGAUCUUUGUGCAGAUAUAGAGGAAACUUGCCGAAUGCUGAGGAAGUACAGAGUCAGGCUGAACCCCCAAAAGUGUCUGUUCGGGGCAAAAAACGGACGCUUCUUGGGCUACAUUGUCACCGAGCAGGGCAUAGAGGCGAACUCCAGCAAGUUGGCCGCUCAGCGGUUUUUGGGAACCUUCGAGAUCAACAACACAAGGCUGAUGCUAUACGCGGAGGCCUUCGACAAACUCAAAAGCAACUUCGGCGAGGUUGUCAUACAGAAGAUCCCCCGAACGGAGAAUCAGGAUGCAGAUGAGUUGGCGAAGCUAGCGAGCUCGAUAACACUGAUCGUCAUCCAGGAACCGAUCGAGCAGGUAUCCUUAGUGGCUCACAUUGACAGGAUGGAGGGCCUCGCGUUCUCGAGCGACUGGAGGACGACCAUAGUGGAAUUUUUGCGAUCCGGAGCUGCCCCGUCCGAUCAGGCUGAGGCACAAUUGCUAAGAAAGAGAGCGGGCCGGUUCACCCUCAUCGGGGACCAGCUCUACAAGAAGGCUUUCUCCCGCCCGCUGCUAAAGUGUGUUAGCUCGGAAGACGCGGAAUAUAUACUGAAGGAAGUGCAUCAUGGAUCCUGCGGAGGGCACCCGAGCGGCCGUUCAUUAGCAAAGAAGAUCUUGCUAGCCGGAUAUUUCUGGCCAACACUGUAG
Messenger RNA from Zingiber officinale, 939 nucleotides. RefSeq lists its product as uncharacterized. The record is from RefSeq and is a predicted model, not a curated record. Bases 1 to 939 code for a protein of 312 amino acids. NCBI's taxonomy places the organism in Eukaryota, Viridiplantae, Streptophyta, Magnoliopsida, Zingiberales, Zingiberaceae. Gene Ontology annotation, molecular function: nucleic acid binding. The transcript is spliced from 2 exons.